Molecule: messenger RNA, 2079 nt
Organism: Chelonoidis abingdonii (Abingdon island giant tortoise)
Lineage: Eukaryota; Metazoa; Chordata; Testudines; Testudinidae
Source: RefSeq, a predicted model, not a curated record
GUCACUCCCAGUGCAGAGCCCCCAGCCUGGCCAGGACCCGCCCCCAGCCCCUGCUCCCAGGGCGGGCACCGCUUGGAGGGAAGAUGCCGGUAACUUUCGAGGACGUGGCUGUGUACUUCACCGAAGGGCAAGGGGCCCUGUUGAACCCUGGUCAGAGAGCUCUGUACAGGGAAGUCAUGGAGGAGAAUUACGAGAAUGUGACCUCACUGGGAUUUUCCAUUCCCAAACCUGACCUGAUCACCCAUCUGGAACGAUGGGAAGAGCCAUGGGUACCCGAUCUCCAGGCCUGCCAGGAAAGGGAGAUUCUGAGAGAUACCCACAUAGCAGGUGAUAAGCGAGAGAGUGAGAAAGAGGAGGAUAAUCAACAUCAGGAAUUUCCUGGGAAAGUGGAACCACAGAGGACCUUUAGGAGAAGAGCUUUAGGGAAUUUCUCGGAGUGCUUGGAACAAAGAAAAGCCUCUGGAAAUCAGCACUGGUCAGAGAGGCUAUUCAGAAACCAGCGUAUCAAGAAAGGGGCUGAAUCUAUUAAAUAUGUGGGAGGAUGCAAGGAUCCUGAGGAAACCACAACCCAGGAGACAAAUCACAAGAAAGAGAAAUGCAGUGAGGGCCUCAAAUGUGGGAAACAAUUCAUUCUGAAAUCACAUCUUCUUACACAUCAGACAAUCCAUAUGGGAGAGAAAUCCCAUAAAUGCUUUGAGUGCGGGAAGAGCUUUAGCCACAGCUCAUACCUCACUGCACAUUGGAGGACCCACACUGGAGAGAGACCCUAUAUAUGCUUGGACUGUGGGAAAAGCUUCAGUAACAGCUCAAACCUCACUAAACAUUGGAGAAUCCACACAGGAGAAAGACCAUAUAAAUGCCCAGACUGUGGGAAAUGUUUCAUUCAGAAGUCAACUCUUGUUACACAUCAGACAAUCCACACUGGAGAAAGACCCCAUAAGUGCUUAGACUGUGGGAAAAGCUUUAGCCACAGCUCAUACCUCAUUAGACAUUGGGGGACCCACUUGGGAGAGAGACCGUAUAAAUGUCUCGAGUGUGGGAAAAGUUUCAUUCGGAACUCGCACCUUAUUAGACAUCAGAGAAUUCAUACUGGCGAUAAACUUCAUCAGUGCCUCCACUGUAGGAAAAGUUUCAUUGAGAGACCAAACCUUAUUAGACAUCAGGCAGUCCACACAGGAGAGAGCCCCCAUAGGUGCUUGGAGUGUGGGAAAAGUUUCACACAGAGAUCAGCUCUUGUUACACAUCAAGCAAUCCACACAGGAGAUAGACCUCAUAAGUGCUUGGACUGUGGAAAAAGUUUCAUUCAGAGAACAAACCUUAUUUCACAUCAGACAAUACACACAGGAGAAAAACCGCAUAAAUGCUUGGAUUGUGGGAAAAGUUUUGCUCACAGUUCAGGACUUAUUGUGCAUCAGAGAAUCCACACAGCAGAGAAGCCCUAUAAAUGUUUGGACUGUGGAAAAAGUUUCAGUCACAAAUCAAAUCUUAAUAAACAUCAGAGAAUCCACACAGGAGAAAGGCCACAUAAAUGCCUGGACUGUGGGAAAUGUUUCAUUCAGAAAUCAAGCCUUGUUACACAUCAGACAACUCACACUGGAGAGAGACCCCAUAAGUGCUUGGACUGUGGGAAAAACUUUAGCCACAGCUCAUACCUCACUAGACAUUGGAGGACUCACACGGAGGAGAGACCCUAUAAAUGCCUUGAGUGUGGGAAAAGUUUCAUUCAGAGCUCACACCUUAUUAGACACCAGAAAAUUCAUACUGGAGAUAAACCUGAUAAAUGCCUCCACUGUGGGAAAUGUUUCACUGAAAGAACAAACCUUAUUAGACAUCAGGCAAUCCACACAGGAGAGAGCCCCCAUAGAUGCUUGGAGUGUGGGAAAAGUUUCAAUCAGCGAUCAAACCUUAUUAUACAUCAGAGAAUCCACACAGGUUAUAACCUUCAUAAAUGCCUUGACUGUGGGAAAAGCUUUAGUAGGAGCUCAGAGCUUACUAAACAUCAGAUAAUCCACAAGGGUGAGACCCAAGAAAUAGCUUAAAGAACAGGAGUACUUGUGGUCCCCAACCUUUUUCGUCUGG